This is a messenger RNA of Diversispora eburnea, 301 nucleotides long. Lineage: Eukaryota; Fungi; Glomeromycota; Glomeromycetes; Diversisporales; Diversisporaceae. The record is from the annotation of a GenBank genome assembly.
AUGAUACCCGUAACUUCAAGUGAAAUAGCAAAUCGAUUACAGAAUCUGGCCAUCAAAUCUUCGGAUGCCAAGAUUUCAAUCGCUCGACUUUUGGAUACUUGGCACUUAUUAAUCGUGGCUUUAAAAUAUAUUCGACUUAAUAGCCGAUGGUGUGAUCAUGAAAAUUCAUUAUUUAUACUUCCUUGCCAUGAAAUUAAUGUAUCUAAGGCUGAUGGAUCUAAUGGAUACGUUGCUGCCCCGAUACGUGAAGGACCUUUAUUUCAAUUACUAAAUGUACGUCAUUCAGAUCAUUCGGAUCUUG